Molecule: messenger RNA, 3258 nt
Organism: Cavenderia fasciculata
Lineage: Eukaryota; Evosea; Eumycetozoa; Acytosteliales; Cavenderiaceae
Exons: 8
Coding region: 1-3258 (1085 amino acids)
Molecular function (GO): calcium ion binding
Source: RefSeq, a predicted model, not a curated record
AUGAUUAGAUUUAUCAAUAAUGUUUUAGAAUUCAUAUUAGUAGUAUUUUUGGUAUUGUUGUUUCCAAAUUAUAUUUUUUCGAUAUGUCCAUCAAACUAUGUGACCGAUAUAAAUAGGCAAUUAUGUGUUGGUAGAGAUAAUGGUAUAAACUCUUUAACUUUUGUAGAGUGUAAAUAUCAAUUACCAAAUACAAAUGGAAAUAAUAAUAGAGUUUCAUUAUUAUUAAUGUUUGAGAAAAAGGCAUUAUUAUCAAAUAGUCCACCACAACAAAAUAAUACAUUUAAUUGCCCAUUUGUAGCGGGCAUGUCUGAUGGUACUCCAUCGAAUUUUAACGAUUUUCCACCGAUAAACAUAGAUUUGGUUUAUAAUAAUUAUCUCAUUUACAGCGAAUGUCCGACCAUACCCAGUCGUCCAGCAGACAUGGCCAACAAGAGAAUGGGUAUAAUGGCCUUGGAGCAGACCAGUUACAAUUCUCUCAAAAGCACCGAUCUCUGUAGAGGAUCAGUAUCACCAAUGGACUUUGAAAAGAAUAAUCCAAUGGCUGGUAUAUUGGACCUAAACUCUUGUGUCCAAACUUAUUUCUGUAAAAGUGUAGAUACCUAUUUUCAAGUAAUGCAAUCCACCAACAACAACAAUUGUGAAUCCAACAACAAUAACUAUAUCUGUCCGACUCUUCCAAAUAGUAAUCAUUCAUCAGUACUAGUCUAUUCACAAACAAUCGAUAUUGGUGACAAAUUAAAUAUUACCUCUUCAAAAUGUUCAACCGUUUGUGUUCAUGGUUUUUGUAAUUCAAGAUUAUCAAUUUGUCAAUGUGAUCCUGGUUGGACUAAUAUUGAUUGUAGUCAAGAUGUUGAUGAAUGUAAACAAAGUGAUUUAAAUCCAUGUCAAUUAAAUUCACAUUGCGUAAAUACUUUGGGAUCUUAUCAAUGUGUUUGUAAUCAAGGUUAUAAACAAAAUUCAAAUAGUUGUAGUGAUAUUAAUGAAUGUAAUGAAAAUAAUUUAUUAUGUAAUCAAACUACAUCAUAUUGUGUAAAUAAUGUUGGAAGUUAUAAUUGUGUUUGUUUAAAUGGUUUUAAAUUAAAACAAAAUAUUUCAAAUGAAUGUGAAGAUAUAAAUGAAUGUGAAAAUGAAGAUAUAUGUGGUGAUCAUGGUAUAUGUCAAAACACAUUUGGUAGCUUUCAAUGUGGAUGUGAAAGAGGUUAUUUAUGGAAUUCAACACAAUGUAUAGAUGUUGAUGAAUGUACAACUAGGUUGGCUGUAUGUCCAUUAAAUGCAUUGUGUAUUAAUCGUAUUGGUCAUUAUGAUUGUAAAUGUCCUGAUAAUUUACUUUUCCUAUCUGAUAAUAAAUGUCAAGAAUUUCCACCAAUUUAUAAUGUUAAACAUUUAGGUAAAGGUAAAAUAGAAAUGGAAGGAGUAGGACAAUUUAAAUAUGAAAACUUUUCCAUUUUAAUUGGUAAUAUACCUUGUGUAAAGGUUGAAUUUGCAACCAAUGGAGAAAAGAAAUUAAGUUGUACAAUUGAACAAGGUCUUUAUAUCGAUGGUGAAUCAAUCAUAUUUUUUGUAAAUUCUGCUAGUAAAAUGGUUUCAACGCUAAGAUUACCAUUUAUAACAUCAAUUAAUGAAGUACCAACAAAAGGAGGAUAUUUAGAAUUAAAUGUAAUUGGAUCAGUUGAUGAACGUCAAAUGAAAUUAGAGAUUAAUGAUAAACCAUGUGAAAAUCUAACAUUGAUAGAUCAAGGUGUAUUGUCUUGUUAUGUUGGUCCUGGAACAGGUAUAAAAAGUUUGGUAUUUGAAAGUAUUGGACAAGUAUCUAGUGAUGGUUUGAUGUUUUCCUAUCAACAACCAAACAUUACAUUCCAUACAUUGGUUGGUACUGAAGGUGGUCAAAUUCAAAUCUAUAGUUCUAAUCUAGGUAAUGACACUUCACUCAUUAAUAUGACCGUCGAUGGUGAACCAUGUAAAAAUAUUCAAUUUAUAGUUCCAGAUGAAUCAUUUCAAUGUCUAGUAUCACCUUCCAAAUAUUUUCAUAGUGUUGGUGAAUUAUCUAUUGAUUCUGUUAAAUCUUUAAAUAAUUUAUUAUUAAUUUAUGAUCAAAAGUAUUCAUGUAAUAAAAGUAAUUGUGUAAAUGGUAAUUGUAUAUAUGGAAAUUGUUAUUGUAGUGGUGGAUGGGCAGGUGAAACAUGUGAAUUAUAUGAUAGAGAUGUGACAGAUUUCACGGCAACGUCAACUGGAUCAUCAUUUCGUCCACAUGUUACUAUAUCGGCACGUGAUGGGACAUGGUUUGAAUUGUUGGUUUCUAGAAUCAAAGAGGUUAGUCCAACACAUGAAUUGGUAGAAUCAUAUAAUCUAACCAUGCCACACUUGGCUUGGACAUUGGUCAAUCAACUACCCUAUUGGAAUUACAGUAUAACAUUGAAUAAUAAUGCAUCAAUCUAUGUAUCCAUACGAAUGCCAAACCAAAACAACUCUGUCACCAAUGACGAUUAUGAUGAACAACAACAACAACCUACACUUUUUCCAGUACCACCACAGGUAGAAUACAAGAUUGGACCAAAUAUUACAUUGACAGCAUCGGCUGCGUCCAUUCAAUACACCAUUUCAGUAUUUAAUUGGCCAUUCCAAUCAAAAUACAAUACUCUUAGACUAUUAUUAAAUAGUAACUCUUCGACGGCCAAUAGCGAUAAUCGAGAUUGUUCUAUUGUCAAUUACAGCCACUUUAAAACAAACACACUCGAUUCUGACCUAAUCCAUAGUAACAGUCAACCAUUGCAAGGUGUAAGAGGUACCGAUACAAUCAGACCAUACAUUGCAGUUAGAGGAAAGGAGUUAUUGUGGUACAAGACCUACAAUGGAUAUACUACACUGUAUGCUCGAUUCCUCAACAAGGGAUUAGUAGAUGGAGAGUUAAAAACUAUUCGAUUCAACCAAGUGUAUAGAUCAACCGAUCUAAUAUCGCAAGACAAUACAGCUACGACCGGUGAAAUGACAAUUGAGAAUGGUCCGGAACCAAUCAUUGUUGAAAUGAACCUACCAUACUUUGAAUCGAGUUGUGUUGUCGAUCCAGACUAUGUCAUACAAAUCGGACGAGAUAGAGAUAGUCAUGCAGAAUGUAUGAAACGUUCUGAAAUGUCUGAUAAACUUCUCAUCCCAUCUGUAUCCAUUACAGUUGCCGUCGUUGGAUGUGGUACCAUUAUCUCUGUAGUUUGGUUUAUCAUUCAUAAACGUAGAAAGAAUAGAGCUGCUCCCCCCUCCAAAUAA